AUGAGAUACUUUAGAAGCACGAGGACAAAAAUGCCCAAGAAGAACAAACAAAGUGAUGAAAGGGAAAUUAUGAUGGAAAUGCAAAGGAAGUUAGCACAAAUAGAGGAUAAGCUUAAUUAUUUCAUUGGAGAUUCCCCAAAAAAGGUGGGAAAAGAUCAGGUGUUGGAUGAAGAUGAAACUCACUUUUUACAAAGAGCAAGAAAGGCGAUACAAGAGAGGUGUUCUGAUAAGACCAGUACUACAAAAAGUUAUAGGUCUUCUAUACAUGAAGAUUCUGAUAAGAAUUCGAAUGAUCAGCUUGUAAUCGAGACUUUUAAGUAUAAGAAGCAUAAGGUUAUUCCCUACUCCAGUAAAAUUGCAUUGAAAAGAUCGAGUGAACCUGAGUUUAUUGAAAAUUUCUCUAAAAAUAGGCCAACCUUGAACAUUGAUGUUACAAAGAAGUCUCAGAAAGGGAAAAAGAACACUUGCCAUCUUAAGAAAAAUAGUAAAAAGAACCAAUUAAUUCCAAAAGUUUCAAAGAAAAAUUCUACAAAAGGAGAUUUGACUGGAAGAAGUAGUCUUAUUAGCACAAGCCUGAAGGAGAAGACUAAAUAAGACAACCAAGAGCAACUACUUUGAUCUUAUCAAGAAGACGUAUAAUAAAGCACCAAUCGAAGAUCAAGCUAAUAAAACUACUCUUCAUAAAAGAUCUUCUAUCGAUGAGAGUUGUGAUGACUUUGAUAAAUACCUUUGACCUUCUCCCCAGUUGAUGCCUGAAGAGGAUAGAAAAGAUCAAAAGUUAUCUUCAACAGUCCCAAAGAAAGCGGUGACUACCAAAUUUAUUUCACUGAUGAGAGAUAAGCCUAUCAAUUAUAAUAGCAAAUACAAAUAUGUGGACCUUGAAAGCUCUUUAAACUCUUCCAAUAUGUCAAGAAACAGCAGCACAACACAAAAAAGGAUCUCAUCAACACAAAGAGUAAUGAAUACCUCUGACUCCAACAGAGGAAGGGAUGCUCUAAAGUUUAGAGAAAGUCUGAGGAAAUCUAGGUCUAACCUAAGACUAUCACUUAAUCGACCGAUAACUGAGAGAACCGACUUCAUGCAGUCUUGCAAGCCCAAAUUUACUCGUAUUAACUCGGAAAGAUCACUUGGCCUUAGAAAGUCUUACAAAAACCCUCAACAAAUGAAGAAAAUAGUCAAGAAGAAGACUUUAGAGAAGAACUUUUUAUCUAAAUCUUCGACAAAUUUCGCAUUUCUGAGGAACGCACAGCUAGACACAGUGUACAAAAACCUAGGUCAGAAGAAAUGCAAGAAGGAAUUACCAUCCAAGAAGCACAAGCUUAAGUUUGAUAUUGAAGGAGCCUUUGAUAAAACCGGGAAUUUCUCCAACCGAGACGAGGUAGAUGAUGGUUUCACGAGCAUGCAGACAUCCAACAACCCUCUCAGCAGCAAUAUUGAUGAAAACUCUCAAUGCUGGACUAGCUCAAAAAAUCCUUGAAAAGACAAACCAAGAAGAGGUAGAUAUAAUAGGAUAAUAAAUUACUAAUCUCCCAUUUCAA
Moneuplotes crassus is the source of this 1538-nucleotide messenger RNA. Lineage: Eukaryota; Ciliophora; Spirotrichea; Euplotida; Euplotidae. The record is from the annotation of a GenBank genome assembly.